AAUGGGCAAUACGUUUUUACCGUCACUUAUGUUUAUAAUCAUAGUCAGAGAUAUAAUAACGCAAUUUCAUUUGCUCAGGUAUAAGAAGCCGUGCGUAACCAUAAGUGUAAACAGUGUGUCGCAUGUUCCAUCUUAGAAUAUACAAUAUGCGGAGCGACGAUGGAAGUCUCAAAAUCGUUUUAUUUGUUCUCUUUACUUAUUACUACGUCGGAGAAACGAAAUCUUGUCGAUAUUGGUGCAGAACGCACGAUCUUCGGUAUUAUUGUUGUCACAAUGGGAAAAGUGAAAUGUGGAAGGAUAUUAUGUGGCCAUCUUUUUCGAUACCAUGGUUUUGGUUUAAUUUUGGAGAAUCUCAUUGGCAUCCUUUAGUUCAUCCAUCGUGGGAGAAAAAGAUGAAAAUGAAACAUUGUCCACCAUUGAGAUCGCAUUGUCCACGAUCUUACGACUGGUACGAUCUACCAAUGCUUUGCGAUGAUGACGAUCAAUGUCAGAAUAAAGAGAAAUGUUGUUACGACGUUUGUCUCGAGCAUAAAACUUGCAAGCCCGCGGAGUAGUUGCGCAGAUAUCGAGGGACAUGUGCGCGCACGUUUAACAGGGUAACAGCAUGGAAAGAGUACAACUAUGCGUGUUUCGUCGUCAUAAAUAAUUCUGCGUUUCUAAAAUCGUAAUACGCCGUUAGAAAAAUUAAAUCGCCUCUCUCUCUCUCUCUCUCCUCAUUUACAAACGUAAUCGAUCAGCGGAAUCGCAGAAUAAUAUUUAGUUAACAAUGAUGUACAUACGAUCAAUGACCUUACGAAGCAGUUCACGCGACAGAAUUUACGUGGGACCGACAACAAGCAAAACAGGGUCGUCGUAUGCUAAUCGAAACGUUUCUUUGCGAGUUACAUCUCAAUUAAGAGACAGACGGUGAUCUUGUUAAUUAAUGAAUAUAAGUUUAACAGGAUAUAUUUUAGCAUUAAAAUGGUCGUAGAGGUACGUUCGUGUAAUUGAUCCUAUCACAUUUCUAGAAUCGCUCGAUUAAAAUUCGUCCGUUUAAUUAUUUGGCGUGAGAAUUCUGCUAAAAUAGUCAUGACUCUUAAAAUUAACAUGGUUCACUAAGUUCGUUCUGCCUUUCUAACGAAGAUGCGUUUAAGAAAAUACAGAAGAAAUUUAUUGUAAAAGAUACAUUUUAUAAUAACGAUCGGAAAAACAUGGUUCUGAGCUUACCACGUGACUACCCUUCGUUACUACGGUACGACGGUAAUGAGAAAAUACGACCAGGUGGAUCCCGUGAAUCCACGAAUUGGAUCUUGGUCUACUACCUACAUCAAUCUUUAACUUCGGAGCUCUUUGUAAAGGUACCUCAUUCCGGCACGCGCAUAAUUGGUCCCGAAUUGGCUCGAGCUGAUUAUUUCAUUCCUGUGGACUUAAUGGGCGCCAGAGGGCGUUGAAGCGAUUCAGAUAAGGGCUUGGCGUACAGCAGAUGCGUGCUAUGCCUGCGUGAGGUGGAUUCGAGCCUCUUAAAUCAAGAUAUCAAGUUGUUUGUUUUAAGGCGAUUUAAGUCAUUACCAAGACUCGAUGACGCGCAAACAAGAUACAUACGUGGUGUAUAUAGAUUGUAAGUAAAAUUUGUUCUUUUCAAACGUCAUUUAAAUUGGCAAAAAUUCUUAAUAAUAAGAUGAAAACGAAAGUUUAUCUUGCGAUAUUACAUUAGAUAUUAUAGUCAAUGUCAAUCUUAAUUAUU
Vespula pensylvanica (western yellowjacket) is the source of this 1723-nucleotide messenger RNA. RefSeq lists its product as uncharacterized. Gene Ontology annotation, cellular component: extracellular region. NCBI's taxonomy places the organism in Eukaryota, Metazoa, Arthropoda, Insecta, Hymenoptera, Vespidae. Bases 123 to 554 code for a protein of 143 amino acids. The transcript has 2 exons. The record is from RefSeq and is a predicted model, not a curated record. Gene Ontology annotation, molecular function: peptidase inhibitor activity.